This is a messenger RNA of Ichthyophthirius multifiliis, 1496 nucleotides long. RefSeq lists its product as hypothetical. The annotation marks the transcript as partial. NCBI's taxonomy places the organism in Eukaryota, Ciliophora, Oligohymenophorea, Hymenostomatida. The transcript has 4 exons. The record is from RefSeq and is a predicted model, not a curated record.
AUGAAACUCUUUUUGCUUCCAAAAAGAUAAAAAGCCCAGAAUAAUAAUAAGAAACUUUAAAAAAAGCGCGUCAAGGUGAUUUUACAGAUCCAGAUGUUAUUUUGAUUCCUGAAUCUGAAUUAUAAAGAAUAAAAAAUAAUGCAAUAAUAACUACAAAAGAAGAAUAAUUACAUCAAAAGAAAAUAUUGGAAGAAUAAAAAGAAAAAUAAAUGGCAGCAGCUAAAGCAAAAAAAUAAAAAAUGCUUUAAAUAGAAGAAGAAAAAAAAAAACUUGUUCCACUUUCAGAAGUAGAAUAAGAAGAAAAAAUAGUUAAAGAUUCUCUUAUUAACAGAGCUUAGGAAAUAUUAGCUGAAUAAUUAGAUGAUGUAAAAGAAAUGAACAAAAUGGUUAUGUAUGCUAAAUGUGUUACUAUUCGUGAUAAAUAACUUGUAGAGAAAAAAAAUAUUCAUGAUGAUAUAAAAAACUAAGAAAAAAGAAAAGACUUAAUGAUGGAAAUUGAAAGGCUUAAAAAAAUUAAAUAUUAUGAAGAAUUAGAAAAAAGAAAGAAAGAAGAAUUAAGAGAAGGGCAUCACAAAAUUAUUGAAUAAAUUAAAGAAAGAGAACUUGUCCGUUUAAGAGACAAAGAAGAAUUAGAAAAAGAAGGUUAAUUAAUGAUUAAAGCAAUUAAUUAACUUGAAAUUGAAGAAUAAAAUAAAGCCUUAAAAAAAAAGUCUGAUGCUAAAUUACUUUUAGAUUAAAUUUUUGAAGCAAACUCAAACGCUAUUCUCGUAAAAUAAAAACGUAUAUAAGAAGAAAUAACUGAAGAUGAAAAAAUAUUAAAAUAUAAUUUAGAAAAGGCUUAAAAAGAAGCUGAAACGUUAGCAGAACAAAAACGAAUUAAGGAUGAAAUAGAAAAAGAAUUAUAAAGAUUAAGAGAAAUGCAAGAGAAGGCAACUGAUAGAUAAGCAGAAUUAGAUGCUUUGAGGGCUAAAAGAGCAAUGGAAUAAAACGAAAGAAAUGCUCGUGAAAAAGAAAGAAAAGAAGCCGAAUAAAGAGAAAGAAUAAAUGCUGAAUUAAUGGAAGCUAGAAGAUAAUAGUAAUACGAAAAAGAAUAAAGAUUAUAAGAAUAAGCAAAAUAAGAUAGAGAUGAAUUCUAGAGAAUUAUUUAAGCUUAAAAAUUGGAAAGAGAUAUUGAAUUAAAAAUAGAAUAGGAAAGAGAAAAUUAAAUUAAAAAACAUGCAGAAUAGUUAAGAAAGUAGAUAGCUUUGAAUGAAGAAAAGCUUAAAUAAGAUUAAAGAAGUAGAUUGGAGGAAGGAAAGAAAAUUAGAGAUUAAUUAUCAUAAUAAAAAAGAAUGUUGGAAUAAAUAAAAGAACAAAAACUAGAAUAAUUACAUAAAUUAGAUAUUCCAGAAAAAUAUACAGCAGAACUUGAACGCAAAAAAAUUGUUAUUUGAAAUUCAAUUAUAUUUUUUACUUUUUUUUUAUAGAAAUAUAAUUUCAUUAGAAGAAACAAUUGC